Messenger RNA from Lingula anatina, 3234 nucleotides. RefSeq names its product E3 ubiquitin-protein ligase HACE1. Gene Ontology annotation, cellular component: cytoplasm; Golgi membrane; nucleus. NCBI's taxonomy places the organism in Eukaryota, Metazoa, Brachiopoda, Lingulata, Lingulida, Lingulidae. Gene Ontology annotation, biological process: protein polyubiquitination; ubiquitin-dependent protein catabolic process; membrane fusion. The record is from RefSeq and is a predicted model, not a curated record. Gene Ontology annotation, molecular function: protein binding; ubiquitin protein ligase activity.
UAUUUAUAGCCUAGGUUUAAAAAUACUAUUUUUAGCUUUUUCUUGGUCGGGUGAAAUGUUGAUUUAUUUUGUGAAUGUGUAGAUCCUCAUACGUUUUACAGACAUAUGAGACAAUUAUAACAUGAACAAGGAAUAUUUCUAAUUUAUGAGUUUGUUUCCUCUAAUUACCAAGGGCAUGGAAUUUCUACAGCAUCUUGCAAGGUCCUUACAAAAAGCGAGGACUGUGGAUUUACCAGAAGAUGCAGCCUCAGCUGUUUAUGUUCUUUUGCCUAUGAUCAUUGCUAAUCAGCACAGAUCAGUUGCUGAACUUCUAGCAAAUUCUUCAUUUGAUAUCAAUUACAAGUUUGGGAGAGUACAGAGAAAUUUGUUACACAUAGCUGCUAAUUGUGGAUCGUAUGAAUGUCUGGCACUACUCUUGAAGAAAGGAGCUGAGGUUAACCACCAGGAUGUGUCAGGAUGUACAGCACUGCAUCUGUCUGCAAGGAAUGGAAGAAAAAAGUGCCUUACAAAGCUUUUGGAGUGCAAAGCAGAUGUGAACAUGAGAAACAAUGAAGGUUUAACAAUGAUCCAUUGGCUUGCUGUAAAUGGCAGAACAGAGAUAUUAAAUGAUGUAUUGUUAUAUGUGAAAGAUGUAGAUGUGGAGGAUUCACAAGGUCAAACAGCAUUGCAUGUUAGCUCUCAAAAUGGACACAAAUCAACUGUGAUAUGUUUACUGGAUAAUGGGGCAGAGAUCAAUAAAACUAAUCAUUUUGGUGCAACACCUUUACAUUUUGCUUGCAAUCAUGGACAGAGAGACACUGCUCAGAUACUGCUAGCAAGGGGAGCAAAGUUUCUUCUAGACCACAAAGGGGAAUCUGCUUUAGACAAAGCUGUGCAGGAGGGCUACAGUGAGAGUUGUGAAAUGCUACUACAGUUUAUGCCGAAGUUACUGGAAAAUCUCCUGCAGAUGGUACAGAGGGAGACAUACAGGGAAGACAAUUUAUACAAGGUUCUAGAAUUCCUUUGUAAACACAAUGAAGCCAGAAGUCUACAGAUACUUGCAGGUUUGGGAGACAUGGCCACGCAUGUGGGACAUAAGCUAUUAAGUGUGUCUAGCAGUGUGAAUGUGCAAGUCAAAAGUCUAAUACGCUGUGUUACUAUACUGUGCAAUCUAUACAAGGCUAUGUGUCCACCUGAGAAUGGCAGCUCAAUGGCAGCAACACGAAGCAGAACGUCUUUCAGCAAAAAAUAUGAGUUUGUCUUUAAGCCACUUGAGUUGUUAUGGUCCAGUUUAGAGGAAUGGCUGGUCAUCUUACACACCGAGAUAAAGAAAGGCAUCGAGAGGAAAGAAGACAGUGGCAAAAGGUUAUCCGACCUGUCAGAAGGAAGUGAUCGCAGUAGCUAUCAUAGUGUGGGCUCAAGAUUAAGUCAGAGUUCCACUGAACAUGGUGAAGAUGGCGAUAACUCUUUUGAAAAUGCUGGAAAACCACCUACAGAACCUGAAUUUCAUGUUUCAAAAUUGGACACAAAAGUUUAUUCAGGAGAUAAUGUUUCCCAAGAACAGAGAAGGCUAGCUAGUGAAGUGACAAAGAGGUUAUCCAUGGAGCUGGAGAAGUUUCAAGUGGAUUUGCAAGAACAUGAGCAAGAUGUGAUCACUGCAAUUGCACCAAGGAUUUGCGCUGUAAUUCAAGUUUAUUAUACUUGCUGUGAAUGCCAAGCACAACAAUACAUGACAUCCCCACGGUUUAUUGAGUUUGUUUGUCGACAUGAUCAAGUGCUGAAGUUCUUAGUAGCAAGGAAUCCAACAGUUAUUUUUGACCAUUUCCACUUUUUGUUGGAAUGUCCAGAACUGAUGUCCAGGUUUAUGCACAUCAUUAAAUCUCAGCCAUUUGAAGCAAGAAGGGAAUGGUUCUAUUCUAAUUUGCACAAAAGAAGGGGAGGGGAUGACAGUAUGAUCCAUGCAGCUCUAAGUGAAAUGGAUGUCCUGCAAGUUAGAAGAGAUAACCUGUUUAUGUCAAGUUGUGAAGAGAUAUUGAGAAAAGAUCCAGAAAAACUUAAGAGUACAAUUGCUGUGAAGUUUAGUGGAGAAGAAGGAAUGGGUCAAGGUGUUGUCAAGGAGUGGUUUGAUGUUCUAUCUAGAGAAAUUCUUAACCCAGAUUAUGCCUUGUUUACACAAUCUAGUGAUGGAAGCACAUUCCAGCCUAACAGCAAUUCCUCGGUCAAUCCAGACCAUCUGAACUAUUUCCAAUUUGCUGGCAAAUCAAUGGGACUAGCUCUGUAUCACAGACAUUUACUGAGUGUUUACUUUACACGGUCUUUCUACAAGCAUAUAUUAGGCAUACCUGUCAACUACAAAGAUGUGAAUUCUAUUGAUCCAGAAUAUGCUAAAAAUCUGCAGUGGAUACUGGACCAUAGCAUAGAUGAACUAGGUCUGGGUCUGACCUUCAGUGUGGAAACAGACGUGUUUGGAGAUGUACAGGAAGUAGAUCUCAAACCUGGGGGAAGAGCCAUCCCUGUGACAGAUGCCAACAAGAAAGAGUAUGUCCAGCUGGUCACUGAAUUGAAGAUGACCAGGGCCAUUCAACCACAGAUUGACAGUUUUCUCAGAGGAUUUCAUGAAUUUAUUCCACAAUCAUUGGUGCAAAUGUUUGAUGAGUAUGAACUGGAACUUAUGUUGUCUGGUCUUCCAGAAAUAGAUGUGGAUGACUGGAAAGCAAACACGGUGUACAAUGGAUGUGAUGAAGAGUCAAAUGUUGUAAAGUGGUUUUGGGAAGAAGUAGCCACAUUUACUCAGCAUGAAAAUGCUUUACUACUGCAGUUUGUGACUGGCAGUUCUCGUGUUCCCCAUGGAGGGUUUGCUAACCUUUUGGGAGGAGGAGGACCCCAGAAGUUUACCAUUUCUGUUACAAACUACACCCCACAGCUUCUGCCUACAGCAAGCACUUGCAUCAACUUCUUGAAGUUGCCAGAGUACCCAACCAGAGAGGAGUUGGGGAACAGACUAAGGGUGGCAUUUGAGUGUGGAAGCCAGGGCUACGGGAUGGCAUGAAGUUGGGCAUAUUUUCACUGAAGAACUAUUAUCUUGCAUUGACUCUAGGCAGACUGAAAAAUUUCAAUCUUGAAGGCAGCAUUUGUGAAAUCAGCCCUAUGCAUGUCUUGCUGUUUGACAAUCCCUAUUAUGGUUUGAUGAAGCAUAUUCUUCUAAAGGGACUAAUAAUCAGUGGUUAUCCACAAAAGUUUAUUGACAGCUUUGUA